Messenger RNA from Gloeophyllum trabeum ATCC 11539, 1710 nucleotides. RefSeq lists its product as uncharacterized. The transcript has 9 exons. Gene Ontology annotation, biological process: asparaginyl-tRNA aminoacylation. Gene Ontology annotation, cellular component: cytoplasm. Lineage: Eukaryota; Fungi; Basidiomycota; Agaricomycetes; Gloeophyllales; Gloeophyllaceae. The record is from RefSeq and is a predicted model, not a curated record. Gene Ontology annotation, molecular function: ATP binding; nucleic acid binding; asparagine-tRNA ligase activity. Bases 1 to 1710 code for a protein of 569 amino acids.
AUGUCGACCGUCUACUAUGUCGACGAGACCGCCGGAGUCGACGCGCCCGGCAACGGCAGCGAGUCCGCGCCGUACCAGUCGCUCGCGUUCGCACUGUUCACACACGGGGACGCAGUCAAGCUGCUGAUCCGCAAGGAUCCCAACACCCUAUACGACGAACCGACACAAUCUGCGCUGAAGAAGGCCAAAAAGGGAGCGGAGGGGCUCGAGAAGAAGAAGAAGAAAGCGGAGGAGCUUGCGGAAAGAGAAGCGAAAGAGAAGACAGCCGAAAGGGAGCGGAGGGAGAAGUUGAUUGAGGAGAGCAAGAAGAUCCAGCUGAAGGAGGAUGUGAGUCUCCCGAAGGCCACAAAGAUUGUACAUCUCGCCCCGUUACGCUCAAAGCGCGUCCGCGUGAACGGAUGGGUGCACAGAUUACGCUCGCAAAAAGACAUUAUAUUCAUCGUGCUGCGCGAUGGCACCGGAUAUUUACAAUGUGUUCUCUCCGGGCUUGUGGCUCGGACAUACGAAGCGCUUACCCUGACCCUUGAAUCCACGGUACAAUUAACAGGGACGUUGCAAGAAGUGCCCGAGGGGAAGACUGCGCCCGGUGGGCACGAGCUGAUCGUGGACUAUUGGAGAGUCCUCGGGGCCGCGCCAGGUGCUGACGAUGCCUUUACCAACCGAUUGAACGAGAAAUCCGACCCUUCCAUCCUCGCUGACCUGCGCCAUCUCGUCCUGCGCGGCGAGACCGCCUCGAGCGUGCUCAAGCUGCGCGCGGCACUGCUCGCCGCGUUCCGAGAGACCCUGACCGCGCACAGUCUGACGGAGGUCACGCCGCCGUGCAUGGUGCAGACGCAGGUCGAGGGUGGCGCGACGCUGUUCAAAUUCGACUACUACGGCCAACCUGCGUUCCUCACCCAGAGCUCGCAGUUGUACCUCGAAACAUGUCUGCCCGCCUUGGGGGACGUGUUCUGCGUUCAGGAGAGUUUCCGUGCGGAGAACAGCCACACGCGCCGCCAUCUGAGCGAGUACACGCACUUGGAGGCUGAGCUUGCGUUCAUCAACUUUGACGACCUGAUGACCCACAUUGAAGCCAUCAUCUGCGAGACCGUCGACCGUCUGCUUGCGAACCCCACCUCAGCUGCGUACAUCAAGCAGCUCAACCCGUCCUUUAAAGCCCCCGCACGGCCCUUCCUGCGCCUCUCGUACGUGGACGCGAUCAAGUGGCUCAACGACCACAACAUCAUGCACGAGGCCGAGGACGCAGAAGGAAAUGUCAUCAAGGAGCAAGGGCUCACGGUGAUGGUCCCGCAUAAGGUGGGCGACGACAUCGCGGAGGCGGCGGAGCGCCAGAUGACGGACAUCAUCGGGACGCCGGUGUUCCUGUACGGGUUCCCCGCGGAGCUCAAGGCGUUUUAUAUGAAGAAGAUGCGGGUGGACGGCGAGGGACAUGUGUUCACGGAGAGCUGUGAUUUACUGAUGCCGGGUGUGGGCGAGAUUGUUGGCGGGUCGAUGAGGAUCGACGACUUGGAUGAGCUGUUUGCGGGAUAUAAGCGGGAAGGAAUUGACCCAACUCCGUAUUACUGGUACACCGAUCAACGAAAGUAUGGUACUUGCGCACAUGGUGGCUAUGGGCUUGGUGUCGAGCGACUCUUGGCAUGGCUGGCGAACAGAUAUACCGUCAGAGAAUGCAGUUUGUACCCAAGAUGGCCUGGAAGGGCAACGCCAUAG